CACAACCAUAAUACAACACCGGCUCAUCUCGGAGACCACUGCGAAUAAUCACAUAAACCGCUUAAUGAAACAAUAACAGCAAGCGUUGGACUACGCCUUCCAGAUCUGGGGAUAUCUUCAUAUUGUCCCUAGCGCGGGGCGGCUUAUCGAUACGGAAAUGAAAAGACGACGCAAUCCCACCUCACUUUUCGCUCUCCUUUUGAGCUGCGUCAUCCGGAGUGAUCUAGCUUUAGGAUUUGGAACUAUCAAUGAGCCGGAAGUAGUCGGCCAGCACUGCGAACAUGAGCGGAUCACUCGGGCAGCAUUUGCUUGUCCACCAGGUGUCACGACAUCAGAUGGACGAUGCUUCGAAGAGCUGAGCCUCCACCAGUUGGCCGGAAGGUCAGGGCCAGAGGGUCAUGUAGGCUGGGGCACGAAUGGAGCUGUUGGUGCUCCUGAUAUGCUGGACCCAACGCCGGAGGGUCCAGAGGCUCAUUGCGACAACGCCGAUUUCCUCGACACGGAGGCACACGGCCUUAAGGGUGAGUAUCCACGCACGCGCGAGGAAGCAACCGCACAACUUCAGGUUUGCACAAAUCAUAUGCGCCUGAGGUUCCUCGAAGGUGUCGAUGCUGCGGACAGGAUCGUGGAUCAUCAUGCCCGAAUCGUUGUACCCGAAGUCGAUAUAUCGGGCAGUGAUUGCCGCUUCUCAUUCCCCGAGCUCCAGAUGCAUUGGUUCUCCAGAGGGAAGUGCUCUGCUAUUGAGGGCUUUGGGCGAGCUCUACACGGUAUCCAGGAUUUCUAUGCACACAGUAACUGGGCAGAUGAAGCGAAGCCGCCUUAUGGGCUGUCAAACCCACCAGGUCUGAAGAUGAACAAGAUUCCUGUGUUUCUUGAUCUACGCGCAGAGAAUAAUAUCACUGACCAGGUGCCCCAUGACCUGUCCACAGGCUGCUUCGGCGGCAUCAUGACCGAUGGUCCAGAAGGCAAGGCAGGACAUCCUUUAGAACCUGGCUCCCUCGAUUGUACCGGACGUGUCACUCACCACACGCUCAACAAAGACAACGGAAUCAUCGACUAUAUCACUGGGAAGACCACCAAGCCCGGCCCAAAUACUCCACGCAGCGAUAUACCUGGCAACUUUGAGCGAGCGGUCAGUGCCGCCAUCAAAGACUCCAGGCGGCAGUGGCGCUACUUCCGUGAGCAGAUCCGCAGGACAUACGGAAAGGAGAGGGGCAACAUCAUCAUCUGCGCCUUGAUUCGCGAUAAUCCAACACACGACUGCUAUGGACGCCGAGUUGCAAUGCUUCAAGAUGCGCUGCGCAAUACGAGUAGAAUAGCCGAGAUGCAGAUACCCAUACAGGCCUGGCUCCUGCAGGAAAUCGAAGGAACCGCCCACGACGAGGGGCCCGGAGAAGGUCUGACAGCUGAAAACUCCACAAAGAGCCUUGGCUCGAGCGGAGAGCUGGGGGACGAAGAGACUGAUGAUAAGGGACAUUUUGUGAAGAAAUUGCAACAUCCCCCACACGAAGGUCUCGAUGUUGGUGUCGCAUUGAAAGCCCUCCGGCACAACGCAACUAUCUUCCCUACCAACAAAACCGCCAUCAUCGCGCUAACCAAGACGCGCAACAAGAACCUCGACGAGCAAAUCGCGCACGUAUGGCACGCCGGCGACGAAGGCAUCCGUGUGCAUUUCGGGCUCCUUCCACCGCCACGCUCUCCCUCAGACGAAUCCGACGCCACCCACGAAGACGCCGCCCUGACCAAGGCCAAAGAACAGGAUCUCAUCACAGGCGUUCUGCGCACGGGCGGUACCUACAGCAUCCUCCAUAAUGAGGAUGCCGUCCCCAGCUUUCUCGACCACGUCGUUUCGCGCGGCCUCACCCAGUACGACAACGCUCGAGACACGGCGACACUCCUCGCCGCCGGGCUCUCCAUCAGCGACUACGUGACGCCCGAGUCCGAGCCGCGCCGCUUCUCGUUCGACGCUUCGGAGCUCGACAACGCUAUUAUCUCUGUGCAUCCCAUCACGCCUAAGCUCUCGCUGCACGUGUGCAUGCGGCAUGUGCGCAGGAACGUGGUGCUCAAGGAACUAGAUAUCGGCCUCGAUGGGAACGCGACGUUUAGGGCUGAGCUGGGGAUCGGGGAUGUGCCGAGGACGGAUGCGUGGUUUGAGCUGGAGGUUGCGCAUGUAGAGGGAGGCGGGCUGGUGGGAAGUGGGCUGUUCGAAGUUAGCAUUGCGACGGAGGACGUGGAGAGGUAUCAUUCUUCUAAGGCGGUUGGCGAGGCUGUGGAGACAGGCGUUGCGCCGAAACACAAUGAAUUAUAGAUGUUUACAAUGUUAGAUAAGACAUCUUGAGAGGUGGUGGCGGCACGGUUUUGUCUCGAGUUCUCACGGUAAUGGAAGGGGGAUUUAACGCUCUAUGGUUUUGCAAUAUUUUUUCAACCUGCCGUCUACGUCUCUUCUCUUCUCAGCAUUUGAAGUUGCCGUCAGGGUGGAAGU
This is a messenger RNA of Paraphaeosphaeria sporulosa, 2482 nucleotides long. RefSeq lists its product as uncharacterized. The transcript has a single exon. The record is from RefSeq and is a predicted model, not a curated record. Bases 158 to 2308 code for a protein of 716 amino acids. Lineage: Eukaryota; Fungi; Ascomycota; Dothideomycetes; Pleosporales; Didymosphaeriaceae.